Pisolithus orientalis is the source of this 708-nucleotide messenger RNA. RefSeq lists its product as uncharacterized. The record is from RefSeq and is a predicted model, not a curated record. NCBI's taxonomy places the organism in Eukaryota, Fungi, Basidiomycota, Agaricomycetes, Boletales, Pisolithaceae. The transcript has 8 exons. Bases 52 to 525 code for a protein of 157 amino acids.
GUGGAAAUUGCCCAUUUAGCAUGUUUUUAACAAGGCCUUCUCAUCAAAUAGAUGGAUGUCAGUACAAUCUUCCCAUGGAGUAUGCCUUUUGCUUAUUUCUUCUCUUGCAUCUCUCUCAGCAUAAUGUAUGGUUUUGUUUCACAUCCCACACUUAUUCAUUGCCCAUAUGUUUUACAGUUGGUGCAAUCUAUCAAACAUGACAACCAUUCCAUCUCCAUCCCUACAUUGUCCAUGUCCAGUCAGCCUUCCAUAAUGGCACUUGCAGAACAUGGCAUUGGUUGUGUAAUUGUCUUUGAAUGCUUAUUUAUCCAUUUGCAGGUCAAGGAUGGGGCUAAUACCAGGAAGGAUUUGCAGCAGGAUCUGACAGACAUUGUCAGAGAAUAUCAGAAAUCAGGUGUCCAAAAUGCUGUUAUUGCACACAUUGCAGCAGCCUUCCAGCAGCAUGGUGAAAGUGUGGAUGAUUUAUGCCCCAUUCUUGUGGGUAUAGCACAGGAAAACCAGAUGUCAAAGAAAUUCCUGAAAUGAAAUGAGACAAUUUCAGCUCUUAUGCAUUUAACUGUUCUUGUAUCUCAAUGCCUACUGGUGUCUUUUGAAAUCCCCUAUUGCUUUGGAGAAUCCUGUGAAAUUUGGAAUCUGCUUGUUAUUGUGUACAUUCAUGUCCUCUUGUAUAGUCCUAUGCAACCUUCAAAUUUGAGACCUGAUUUCUUG